CCUUGUGUAAUAACAGCCCUGUGUUGGCCUACUCCUGCCCGAAAAACUUCAAAAAUAAGAACUAAAGAUACCGAGUGAAUCAUUUAUUGGAAGGCGACCGAAAAUCUUCCCGAUGGUUCAGGUGGACUUGUCGCUCCCCUCGUCAUUCAGGGCAGAACCUAUUACAUCAAAACCCGUUCAAAUAGCAGCACUCGAAACCCGAAUGCCCAGAAGUUUGUCCGCACUAAACACUAUAAUUAUAGUUUUAGCUAAUCGCGGAUAGUUGUGCCGCAACACGCAGCCCGUUGUUGGAAGUGUGCCAAGGAGUGCCAUCAUGACGCUGGAGACGCAGCCCGUUGGCGGGGUGAGUGACGGCAAGAUCGCCGCUUACGACCUGGAGGAGACGCUCGGAUCCGGACACUUUGCCGUGGUCAAGCUGGCGCGACACGUCUUCACUGGUGCCAAAGUGGCGGUCAAAGUGGUGGACAAGACCAAGCUGGACGAGGUUUCCAAGGCGCAUUUGUUCCAGGAAGUGAGAUGCAUGAAGCUGGUGCAGCAUCCGAAUGUCGUGCGACUGUACGAGGUUAUUGACACACAGACCAAGCUGUACCUGGUGCUGGAGCUGGGCGACGGCGGGGAUCUGUACGAUUAUAUAAUGAAGCACGACGCCGGAUUGAGCGAGGAUUUGGCCCGCAAGUACUUUCGCCAAAUCCUACGUGCUAUCACGUACUGCCAUCAGCUGCACGUGGUUCACAGGGACCUGAAGCCGGAGAACGUGGUGUUUUUUGAAAAGCUAGGCCUGGUCAAGCUCACCGACUUUGGAUUCAGCAACAAGUUCUCGCCAGGCCAGAAGCUGGAGACGUUUUGCGGUAGCUUGGCCUACUCGGCCCCGGAAAUACUGCUGGGCGACUCCUAUGAUGCGCCCGCUGUGGAUAUUUGGUCAUUAGGAGUUAUUCUGUACAUGCUGGUGUGUGGACAGGCUCCUUUCGAGAAGGCCAACGACUCGGAGACUUUAACCAUGAUCAUGGAUUGCAAGUACACGGUGCCGUCACACGUAUCUAUAGAUUGCCGGAACCUAAUUGGCUCGAUGCUGGUGCGGGAUCCCAAGAAGCGGGCCACCGUCGAGGAGCUCGCUUCCUCCGCCUGGCUGCAGGCAAUCGAUGAGCCCGACUCCUCUACCACUGAACACAUUCUGCCUUUGGUAAGCCGCCAGCAGUUGGGCGAAGAGGAUCAUGCCUUUAUCGUACAGAAAAUGAUAAAUGGAAAUAUUGCGUCCAAGGAAGAGAUACUGCAGGCUCUCGACAAAAACAAGUACAAUCACAUAACGGCCACAUACUUUUUGCUGGCCGAGUUACGCCUGCGACGGCGGCGUGAGGAGCUGGCUCAAAAGCAAAGGCCCCUCGGUGAUCCGAGCAUAAAAGUGGGAGACGCGAGUCGCAAGCCAGUGCCUGAGAAACCAAGUCCAACCACAGAUACCCCCAAAGGAGGAGUACCCAUCAGCAUUAACGUGACCCCAGCAGCCCAGUUCGCGAACGAUGGAGCCAAGCCAGACAAACGUAGUCGCAAGUGCAGCAUUGUUCGGGAAGAGGACGAGGAGGAGUCGGCCAGUGAGUGCUCUGGCGUAGGCAACGAGUUGCAAGUGACUGCAUCGCGGCGCGAGACCACGACCACCGAUGGUCUUUUCAAUCGGUCGUUGCUCGACCAACCCAGCUCGGAGGCGCCAGAAAAUCAAUCAAGGGGCCAGCAGUUUGCCACUUGCGGUGUGCCAAGCAAUUCUCGCAAAAAGAUAGUCGUCUCUGUGGACGCGACGCUGGCCCAAAAGCUCAAGCAGAUGGAGAAGAGUGCCAAGAUAGACGAUGAGGACACGCUGAGCGGCCUUAAGGAGCUGGAGAUUGGGAAGCUGAAGCCGCUACCCAGCAGCAGCAAGAAUCCUGUGCUCACGCACCGACGCACAAAGCUUAACAAGAUACGAACACCAUCCUGCAGCAGCUCAGAGGCCUCCGACGAUGACACCAAGACGCGCAACAAGAAGAAGAUCAACAAGUUCGUGGGCGACACACCCGUCCGGUUUCGUAUGCAUCGGCGAGUCCAUGAUGACUCCAGCGACUCGCAGGAUCAGCUGUAUCCGCCACCCGGCUCGGCCAGCAGUGCGGCCAAUUUUAUCUCGAAAAGCGGUUCCGUAAGUGGCAAAAAGGAGGGACAAUCGCAAUGCAAAGAGCCAAACAAAUCUGAGGAAAACCGCAAAUCUCACACUCAAAAGAGCCGGAAACAGCACAAGGAUCAUGUUGACAAGCAUUCCCACGCUGAUAAGCAGCAGCUAACAGAGAGCACCAUUACAGCUACAACAGCACCAUCGACGACGACCAGAAGGCGGCGCAUGCGCGAGAGCCAGUCGUUGGACCGCAUCACAGAGGCUCAGGAGUACGAGAUGCGCCAUCGCUGCUACGCGGAAAGCGAGCCGGCGGAGUCCACCCAACAUAUCGAUUACAGAUAUUCACUACUCAACCUGAACACCACCAGCACAUUCUCUGUUGCCGAAACCAAGGAGGAGUACGAGGACGACGAGGCUGAUGAUGCCACGGACCAAAUCAUGAAUACUUUGAAUGCAGCCAAAGCUACGCUUCAGCAAGAGCAAUAUUUAAAUAACAACACCAAUCUUAGUAGGAACUUCAAUCAGAAUCACAACCACAUCCACAUCAGCCAGAAGGCCAACGGCAAGAUCAACGAAACACCAAAAGAUAUUUAUACUAACUCAAUCGAGCAGAUCGACUUGAUUUUGGAGGAUAAAAGCCUUACCAAAGCAAUACAUGUAACAACCGGCUCUAAAUGCUUUGUCACCAUGAAGAAAAUCCGACGUCUGGGAAAGUACUUUCCCGUUAUGAACUUCUCUUAAUAGACACAGUUACUUCAUUGCAAAAGUGCAUUCUAAUUAUUAAAAUCAACUCGGUUAAGCGAACUACAUACUUAGAGAAUAUGUGCAUGUAUUAAUUAAAGCGUAAACGUUAUACCCCGCGAGAAUAUAUAUUAAAUAUAGUGCGUAGCGUAA
Drosophila serrata is the source of this 3025-nucleotide messenger RNA. RefSeq names its product SNF related kinase (gene Snrk). Gene Ontology annotation, cellular component: cytoplasm. Gene Ontology annotation, molecular function: ATP binding; protein serine/threonine kinase activity. The record is from RefSeq and is a predicted model, not a curated record. Lineage: Eukaryota; Metazoa; Arthropoda; Insecta; Diptera; Drosophilidae. Gene Ontology annotation, biological process: intracellular signal transduction; protein phosphorylation.